AUGUCAUUUGAUUGUGAUGAAAUUGUGAUACUUGAACCUGGAAAUGGAUCCGCUUCUGAUAUUGCGGUGGAAGUAGAUGAAUUGUUUGGAACUGAAUUGUGUUUGAACAUUUCAGUAAAUUUGAAUCCUCCACUCCCAAAUGAGGAAGCACCUUCACCGAUGUUUACUGAAAUAGAUUGUGAGAUUGUAGACUCUAUAUGUGAAGAAGGUUCAAAGUUGGAAGAAGGGUCGAUGUCUCUAGAAAUGAAUGUGGAUAACAUACGUAUAGGGUCAAAAUUUAGGACAAAAGAAGAACUACAACUUGCUGUCAAGAAAUAUUGUAUUGCACAACAUUAUCAAUUUGUUGUAAUUGAAUCGAAUCAAGAUAUGUGGUAUGUAAAAUGCAAACAAUGGAAUGAUGGUUGCAAGUGGAGACUUCAUGCUCGUCGACGUAAAUCUCAUGGAAUGUUUGAAAUCAGUGUACUUGAGAAGGUUCAUUCGCGCUUAUAUGUCGAGCUUACACAGGAUCACUCACAAUUGAACUCAAAUUUUAUGUGCAAUGAAAUUCAGAAUAUUAUUGACGGUACACAUCUGUAUGGCAAUUAUAAGGGAAAAUUACUUAUUGCCACCACAAUUGAUGCAAAUGGACAUAUAUUCCCUAUUGCUUUUGCUAUUGUGGAAGAGGAAAAUACUUCUAUCUGCAAUCAUGUUCACUUGUCAUAUUUGCCUUAUGUCGAGAAGUAUUACGAAUUAUCACGGUACAAACUUUGUUAUGCAUAUCGAUUCUACCCUAUACAACAUAGGGACUAUUGGCCGGAAGUGAAGUUUGACGUUAUUCAUCCGAACCCAAAUUUGUUGAGGGAACAUGGACACCCAAAAACUUCUGCAUUCACAAUGAGAUGGAUUUGCGGGAGAUGGAUACGAAAGUUCAUUGUGGAAUAUGCAAAAAAGAAGGACAUAACAAACGUACAUGUCCAACUCGCAACUCUGGCGCUUCAUCUUCGAGACAAAUGGGUGAUUAAGGUUGAAGCAUAUGCGGUGAUAUCCUUCUCAAUUAGUUUGGGAUUGUUGCUUUCCUCCACAAUCCGCUACAAUCGCCUGCAGUUUCUCCGAUGCCCUAACUCUAAUGGCGUCGUUGUGUUUUUUCCGACGGGACCCAACUCCGAUCAUGUCGGGUUUCUGGUGGUUUCCGGUGGUGGUUCGGGUUUGCGUGUUCAGGCGGAUUACAAUGACGAGGUUUUCAGUGUGGAAGGUGAAUUUAAUUACCAGAUUUUUGGGAUUUCUGUUAACCCUGUUUCGGGAUUGGGUCUUCAUGGUGAUUCUGCUGUUGAUAUUGGGUUUUUGUUGGCUUAUACUAUGUAUUCUGUUGAAUGGUUUGUUGUGAAAAAUAAUGCAAUUGAUUCGAGUUCGCCUGGGGUUAGUUUAGUUCAUAUGGGUAGCAAGGUUUUUAAGACUUGCUGUGUUGUUAAUGCUUGUUGGAGUCCGCAUUUGUCUGAAGAAAGUGUGGUUUUGUUGGAGGAUGGUAGCUUGUUCUUGUUUGACAUGGAGCCUCUGUUGAAGACUAAAAAUCUUGAUGCGAAUGGGAAUUUCAAAGGAAUUAGGUUGAGGGUGCCGUGGGAUAGUUUAGAUUGCUCGAAAGAGGUGAAAUGGUUGGGUUGUGAGUUCGGUUGGCAUCCUAGAAUCUUGAUUGUUGCACGUUCUGAUGCUGUUUUCUUAGUUGAUUUAAGGGAGGACGAGUGUUGCAUUUCUUGCUUGGUUAAGAUAGAGACAUUCCGCACAUACUCUUUGGCUGAAAAGGAACAAUUCCUUGCAUUUUCGAAAGCUGGUUCUGAUGGUUUCUAUUUCUCUGUGGCUUCAAAUAGUCUACUAUUUCUUUGUGAUGUGCGUAAACCGAUGACACCGGUAUUGCAAUGGAAUCAUGGUGUUGAUGAACCUAGCUACGUGAAUGUUUUUAGCUUGUCUGAUUUGAGGUCAAACACAGGCAAUAGUAUGUACAAAUUAGCUACUGAGUCGGGCUAUUGCAUUGUACUCGGAUCCUUUUGGAGUUGUGAGUUUAACAUGUUUUGCUAUGGACCUUCCCUGCCAGUUCUUGACCAAUCUGUUUCUUCAAGAAGUUUGAAAUAUUUCCAGUCACUUUAUGCUUGGGAUCUUCCUUCGAAUCUCAUAUUAUCAGGUCGAGAGUGCCCGUGUGGAAGUUGCCUUGUGAGACAAGAAACUUUGAAGGAUGCUAUUCCUGAAUGGGUGGAGUGGCAGCAGAAGAAGGAAAUAGUGUUGGGCUUUGGCAUUCUAGAUAAUGAUCUCUCUCUACCACUUGCAGGACAAAAUGAAUUUGGUAGUUUUACACUUGUUAGACUUAUGUCAUCUGGGGUGCUUGAAGCGCAAACUUACCAAGCUUCUUGGAAAUCAUUGAAGCGGAUAGACGAAUCUCAUAAAGAAUCAUUGAAUCUUAAUGAUUAUUUAUUAUAUGGGUGGUUGGUUGAUGAUAAAUAUAGAUUCAGCAAAAGAUUCAGGUACCUUAAUUUUGACUACCUUUUGGGAUAUUUAAAUGAUAACUUAGAUGAAGUUCUAGAUUCAUACAUGAGGAAGUCUUGUAAGGAUUCUAUAUGCGAGCGGUCUUUGACCCCGGAAAUUCAUGAAGUUUUGUGUGAGAAAUUAAAAGCUUGUGGGUUUGAUCGGUUAAGGUCAUCUCCAGCACUUGCUGUUGUAUUCAAUGACAUUAACUUGCCUGCAAGUAUAAUAGAGAUUGCUUUCAGGAAAUUGUGGGCAAGCUUACCCAUGGAACUUUUACAUUUUGCAUUCUCUAGUUACUCUGAAUUCCUCGAGAACAAGAAUGCAUUAUCUUUAGAAUUUUUAAGCAUUCCUAGCCUACAUCAGUUGCCUCCUUUUAUGCUAAGGGACCCUUCGAGCCGCAGUAAUAAGUGGACACGUAAAGUGCAGCGAACUGAGAGUCUUGUGGGUCCAGUACUUCCUCUUCCCGUUCUGCUCGUAUUACAUGAGUACCGUAAUGGAUGUUCAAAGUUUGAAGAAGAAGAAGCAGGGAAAUUUUCAUUAGAAGCAGAACUUGGUGAGCAAUAUGAACAAAUCAGGUCUGCAGCUAGUGAGAUGGCUGUGUCACCUUUUGAACCUAAGGUUGAUUAUGGUUCUGUCAUGUCUCUUGCUGAUGAUCGAGAUAACGUUUCUGCUGAUUCUCAAAAGCCAAAGAAUUUUGUUUCAUAUCACCCAUCUGCCUUCAAUUGCCAUACUUCGAAUAACACACAAGGAAACUUGACUAAUCUUACCAAUGUAUUUGAUUCCUUAAUAUUCAAACUAGAAGGGGGAAAGGCUACAUCCACUGAGAAGUCUGAAAAUGAGGCCAGUAGAGAACUGUAUGAUGGUCUCUGCCCUGUCGAAUUGAAAUUUGGUGCUCACCCGGUGAACUUCGGGGAAAAAGAACUGAAGGCAUAUGGCUUGCUGAAAAGGCAACUGUUGAAAUGGGAAGACAGUUUUGAUUCAUAUAUGGAAUUUUGCUCUAAGAUUUGAUUUCCACGGUCAGUUUGCUUGAAUUGCCGAAGCUUCAUUUAAAUAUCCUGAUAAACUAUUAUAGUAUUAUGUGAACAAGUAACAGGUAUUUGAAUGACAUAUAAGGAUUAGAGGUCCUAAUUACAAACUCUUGCUAAAACUGGCGUGGAAGAACGAGACGGCGUGGAACUGCCUCAACUACGACCGACUCAAGGAUUGUAGAAAAGGAAACAAUGGAUGGACACCUUUGGAAUCUAUAAGUGGGGACGAGAUGAGGAUACAUACACAUUCCCAUCAAGUUUUCAAAACGAAGACGAUGAAGAAACUGAGUCGAGGAGGAGCACAUCUUCUCGAAAUGGGAGUCAAGAAGGAUCCAUUGCCGAGCCAGAGCUCCUUCCUCUCCUCGUCAACCCAAGAUUCGGCGAAUAACUUCAGAAACUUCUACAGAUUUAGGAUUUACAAGAAAGUCUCAAACUGUAAAAAUUUACAAAGAUAUAUUUAAUGAUUUCAAAGAUCCAAAAUAGAAGGGUGAUCUCACCAAUUCAUCAAGCUACAAUGAUGACAUUCUACUUUAUUCACAGAGUAUAUCGAAGAAAUUGAGAAAGACUGACAACUGGUUAAUAGUGGUUCGACCAUUAUAUGGUCUACGUUCACUCUCACAAGGUAGGGCUUUCUGAGCUUUCAUCAAUGCAUCAAGGAGGAAGAUGGUUACAGAGAUUUAAAAUAAAAGCUAAGAGGGAUGCUGCUGUCUGGAUUUUCUGCCAUCAUUGAGUUGAAUGAGGGUCUUGUUCUUUUACAUUAUUUCUCAAACUGAAGGCAGGGAUUUCGCGAACUCCAACUUUGUUUGAGAAGUCUCUAAAAGUUGCCUUGGCAAGGGGCUUGGUGAAGAUACUUGCAAGUUGUUGGUGAGAUAGACACAUAUCGAGUGACUAAUAAAUAAUGAUCCAAGUGCUACCUUCUCUCGUACAAAGUGAUAGUCAAGUUCAAACAGUAUGAGCAUGGAAAACUGGGUUCUUGGACAUUUGAAUGGCACUCGUGUUAUCGCAUAAUUGCUCUGGAGGUUCAUGUAGAGGUAUUCCCAUGUUACGAAAGAGAAAUGUGAUCCAUGUAAAGAGGUACUUUGAGUAUUCAAACUCAAAUGGCACAGUGCCCGAAAUAUGGUGUCAAGUCUCACAGAAGUUACCUCUAAUUAAGCUAAUGAUCAAUCGGGAAAAGAGGCUCAUUCAGAGAGAUGUUAACGAACCAGAUUGCUCUUGUCCCUGUUCAAACCAAACUGGCAUCAGGGCCAUACUAUAAUCCUUUAUUUACAAAUUGCUGGGAGAAUCCAAGUCACUCUACAAAUGGCACGCCAGCUGCGAGACUUCUGAGUUGGAGGUAAUUGACGGCUAUAUGUCUGACUUCUCGUAUUCCUCAGUUAAGCUGGCUCUUCUUCUAACCAAGUAGGUAGAGGUUGCCAUAUUUAUAUGCCUAUUCAACUUUUACUUUGCUUCCCUUUACUCUUUACGGCUUUGUUGGUUAUGUAGAGAACAUAGCCAUACAAAAAUCUGGUAAUAUUUGUAAUCAUUUUUUCAUUUUGUGUGCAUUGUACAGAAUAAGGAUAUGUUUAAUCCUCCCAUUUUCAACUGAAGUUGUUUUCUUCCCCUUUUCCCUUAGUUGUAGUAGGCUUGAGAGAGACAGUGGGGCAUUAGAAACAUGUCCAACAAGCAACUUGGUCUUGUACUUGGUAAAUUUUAUAUGUACUGUAGAUUAUAUUUUAGAUCACUUUUCACUA
Momordica charantia (bitter melon) is the source of this 5248-nucleotide messenger RNA. RefSeq names its product TATA box-binding protein associated factor RNA polymerase I subunit C. Gene Ontology annotation, biological process: transcription by RNA polymerase I. NCBI's taxonomy places the organism in Eukaryota, Viridiplantae, Streptophyta, Magnoliopsida, Cucurbitales, Cucurbitaceae. Gene Ontology annotation, molecular function: RNA polymerase I core promoter sequence-specific DNA binding. The record is from RefSeq and is a predicted model, not a curated record. Gene Ontology annotation, cellular component: fibrillar center.